AGUGAUUGUUCCUGUUCUCUUUCUUAAGUCGCUUGAAACAGUGUCCGUGCCUGUUGCUUUACUGCACUGAGAUCUGAACGAGCAGCAGGCUGACAGAGAAGGGGAGCGCAGACACUGAGCAGGGGGUAAAGCUGUUCAAAAAUGGAGAUGGACGCAACGCAGAUUCAAGCUGAAGCGAGUCACUUGACUGAUGGAAGGAAGACACCACCCAUCAAUUACCAUCAGCCCUUUCCCCUCCUAAAGCCUUCCAGAUUCCCACAUCUGGGGGACACAUUUAGCAGAAGCUUUCUAGACUACAGACCUGAGCACCUCAUGGGGUUCGAGAGGUUCCACGUAACCUCGGAAGGUUCUCGGAAACGCAAGAGGACUCCUUUCAAAGUGACACAAGCCCUACGAGACGUGGAAUCCUCUGACGAGAUGGGUGAGGAGAGCAGUAGCAGAAAGACCAUGGACAUGCCUCACCUGCCCUAUCCUGUCCCCCACCCGCCUCCCCCACCGCAACCAAUGUACAACCCCCAAAUGAUAGACCUGAGUAGGUUUCAUUUUUAUAGAGCGCUGGAUCACUUUGAUACCAGGCCGGUGAAGCAGGAGCCCAUCCAACACGAUGUCAUGUGGUCCAGCAGUCCGCUCAUGAUGUACCCUUCCCCUUCUUAUUUUUCCAAAAUCCAUCCCGGAAUGAUCCCCUUUCCUUUUCUCAUGCCGAACCCGGCCAUGCAUUUCCCACACAGGUUCUAUCCCAACGAAACCCUGGUCAAUUACAGGGCUGACGAAAACGAGAAAGGGCAGGAUAGUGGCGAAAGGGUGGACGUCAACAUCCACAUCGAUGACAGCUACUACGUGGACAUGGGAGGCGGCCAGAAGCGCUGGAAGUGCCGCAUGUGCGAGAAGUCCUACACCUCCAAGUACAACCUGAUCACCCACAUCCUGGGCCACAGCGGCAUCAAGCCUCACUCCUGCAAUCAGUGUGGGAAGCUCUUCAAACAACUCAGCCACCUGCACACCCACAUGCUGACACACCAGGGGACCAGGCCUCACAAGUGCCAGGUGUGCCACAAAGCCUUCACCCAAACCAGCCACCUGAAGAGACACAUGAUGCAACAUAGCGACGUCAAGCCCUACACCUGCAGGAUCUGUGGCCGGGGCUUCGCCUACCCCAGUGAGCUCAAAGCCCACGAGGUGAAGCAUGAGGGAGGCCAGGAUAAUAUCUGUGUGGAGUGUGGCCUGGACUUCCCUACUCUGACCCAGCUGAAAAGACACCUGAACGCCCACAGGGGCCCCGCCCAGUACACCUGCACAGAGUGCGAUAAGACUUUCCAGUACCCCAGCCAGCUGCAGAAUCACAUGAUGAAACACAAAGACAUUCGGCCCUACAUCUGUACUGAGUGUGGCAUGGAGUUCGUUCAGCCCCACCAUCUCAAACAACACACCUUAAUUCAUAAGGGUGUGAAAGAACACAAGUGUGGGAUCUGUGGGCGGGAGUUCACCCUUCUGGCAAACAUGAAGCGUCAUGUUCUCAUUCACACCAACAUCCGAGCCUACCAGUGCCACCUCUGCUUCAAGAGCUUUGUGCAGAAACAGACUCUAAAGGCACACAUGAUCGUGCAUUCAGACGUCAAACCCUACAGAUGCAAGCUGUGUGGAAAGGAGUUCAACCGAAUGCACAAUUUGAUGGGCCACAUGCACUUGCACUCAGACAGUAAGCCAUUCAAGUGUCUUUAUUGCGCGAGCAAAUUCACUCUGAAAGGAAACCUCACCAGGCACAUGAAGGUCAAGCACGGGGUGAUGGGUGGAGGACUCACCUCACAAGGUAACGGGUGCUUUUCAGAGGGCUUCAGAAGGAGAGGAAGAUUCCGACUGCCAUCCCAAACAGAUGUGGGGGCCAGCUUUGAGCAGCAGGAGCCCUUUGACCUUUCCCAGAAGGGCAGACCUAAGCUGCGGGUGUCUCACUCAGACGGAGAAAGUGCCAAGGGCAGCUCGUGUCAGGAAGAAGAGGAAGACAGCUACAGGAUGGGCCAGUACAGCCUUGAAGACUAUCACCAUGGCAACAGAACAUUCCUACCUCAGAAUCUGGCUUACAAACAGAAGGGCCUGACUGAGGCCUUUACAGAAGCACAGGGAGCCAAGGAGGAUGGAGAUGUGAUGAAGGAGCAAGUGGGAAAAGAGGAAGAGGAAGAGGAAGAGGAAGAGGAGGAAAAACAAAAGUAUUACGUGAUGAAGGAAAAGUAUCCUCGUAUACAGUAUUUUCCAAACCAGCUGAGUGAUUCUUCAGGUCAAUUCUACACUCAAAACUUUAGAAGGAACAGGAGAUAUAGCAUUCAAAGUCGAGCGAUGAUAGAAAACUGAGAAAUACACUGUGUUUCAAAAGCAUUCCCUUCCAAAACUAAUGUGAAGGUCAUUACCAUUAGAGAAAACAUCUAUCCAUCCUGUAAUCAUUGCUUGUUAAUAAUAUGUGUUAGAAAUACUGUUUGUUAUACCAUGAUAUGUGUUCAUGGUGUAUUAAUGUUCCAACACUCAUGAAUGUUUGACAUGUUUACUGAAGUCCUCAGCAUAUUUUACCUUUGAGACUGCAAACCUGAGCGGUAGUGGUAAAUCUGUAAUGAGUCAGUAUAAAAACUCUCUGACAAACCUCACACCCCAAUACCUGUGAGUGCACAAACAGUAAUAGAUGGUGAUUAAGAACACACAUCAUUGGAUAAUAAACUGAUAACAUUGUUUUUUAUAACAUGCACAUUCAGAGUGUAUGCAGUACUCAUCUGAACUUGUGUUUCAUCACAUAUGAUGCUCAGGUAUUUAUUGUUUUUUUGACACAACACAAUGGAUUGCUAUUGUAAGGACAGAACUGAAGUAAGGGAGCCUAUAUACCAGCGGACCUCAAAGUAAUCUGGGCACGGGCAUAAAUUGAUCUUACUUGGCUGUUUGCGGGCACGCUGACUAUUGCAUAGGAUCUUAUCUUACACAUUGCCUUCUCACGACA
Messenger RNA from Polyodon spathula (Mississippi paddlefish), 2974 nucleotides. RefSeq names its product zinc finger protein 366-like. Gene Ontology annotation, molecular function: DNA-binding transcription factor activity; RNA polymerase II cis-regulatory region sequence-specific DNA binding. The record is from RefSeq and is a predicted model, not a curated record. Bases 142 to 2343 code for a protein of 733 amino acids. NCBI's taxonomy places the organism in Eukaryota, Metazoa, Chordata, Actinopteri, Acipenseriformes, Polyodontidae. The transcript has 5 exons. Gene Ontology annotation, biological process: regulation of transcription by RNA polymerase II.